This is a messenger RNA of Pistacia vera, 870 nucleotides long. RefSeq lists its product as uncharacterized. NCBI's taxonomy places the organism in Eukaryota, Viridiplantae, Streptophyta, Magnoliopsida, Sapindales, Anacardiaceae. The record is from RefSeq and is a predicted model, not a curated record. The annotation marks the transcript as partial. The transcript is spliced from 3 exons.
AUGACAAAUCCACGAGAACAAGUGAAUGCAAUAACACUAAGAAGUGGAACAGUCUUGGGAGAGGUUGAGAAAGAAAUGAAGGAUGCGACUUCACCAAGUAAAGUGAAGGAAGAUUCGGAUGAAGAAGUAGAUGAAGAGAUCAUUACUGAAGAAAAACCACCCAGCCUUGGGAAAGAUGAACAAAAGCAAAGGAAAGAGAAAUUGCCAAUUUUUGAGACACCACCGGGAUUAGCACAUCACAGUCCUCUGACGAAGCGUAGUACCCGAAAGCGUGGUAAAAGUGUGAUGAAUGAGAGAGAACCUUCUAACCCAUCAAAAGCUACGCCUCCUCCCUUGGAUGAAGCUAGAAUUCGGGGAAUUAUACAACAAGUUAUGGCAAAAAGCCAAGGGAGAGUUGGGACCCCCGUACAAGAUCGUCAGAAGAGUUAUGCCAACUUGAAAAGAAAAGAAGUUGAAUUCCAAGUGGGUGAUAAAGUGUUUUUGAAAGUUUCCCCCUUUAAGCGAGUAAUGCGCUUUGGAAGCAAAGGGAAGUUAGCACCAAGGUAUGUAGGUCCGUUUGAGGUAUUGCAACGAGUGGGAAAGGUGGCCUACAGAUUGGCACUAUCACCUAGCAUGGACAAGGUACAUGAUGUUUUCCAUGUCUCGAUGCUACGAAAGUACGUAAGUAAUCCCUCCCAUAUCCUGAGAUUAGAGGACGUUGACCUAGAAGAGAACCUUGUGUAUGAAGAGCAUCCAAUACAAAUUUUGGACCGAAGGAUUAAAGAGCUCCGGAAUAAGAAUAUUCCAUUAGUAAAAGUCCUUUGGAGAAAUCACAAGGUAGAAGAGGCUACAUGGGAGGUAGAACAACACAUGCAGAAUCGUUACCCAGAG